AGGCGCCCCUACCACCGCAGCGCGGUUGCCAUCCUGUGCCUCUCCCCCCCGUGUCUCUGAAAAGCUGCUCAGCCCGGGCACGCUCUCCCCGCCCUGGCGAACACUACAUCUCCCGGCGCGCUCUGCAGCGGCCCGGGGCGGAGAGAGGCGCUCCACGUGGGCGGCAGGGAAGCGCCGCGGAAAGCCGGAGCAUGGCCGAGAAGGUGCAGGGGGAGAUGGGGCAGCCUGUGGCCCACAGCGCAGCCGCUAAACUCUUCUCGCUCAGCGGGCUGUUCGCCCUGUACAAGCCCAAAGGGCCCACGUCGGCCCACGUGCUCAACCAGCUGAAGGAGAAGCUGCUGGCAGAAGUUGGUAUACAAAAGGAUGCAAGAAAAAGAAAAAAACAGAUUUUGAAGAUUGGACAUGGUGGCACGCUAGAUAGCGCAGCAACAGGAGUUCUGGUGGUCGGUAUUGGAAAAGGAACUAAAAUGCUGAGCAACGUUUUGGCAGGUUCCAAGAAGUACACGGCCAUUGGGGAACUGGGAAAAGCAACUGAUACGUUAGAUGCUACAGGAAAAGUAACUGAAGAAAAGCCUUAUGAUCAGAUAACAAAAGAAGAUCUCGAACGAGUGCUGCAAAAGUUCAAGGGGGAUAUUAUGCAAGUUCCUCCACUCUAUUCUGCUCUGAAGAGAGAUGGACAAAGGCUGUCAUCUCUGAUGAAGAAAGGAGAAGCUGUGGAAGCAAAGCCUGCUAGGCCGGUUACAGUGUACAGCCUCUCUCUCCAAAACUUCCAGCCACCGCUGUUCACGCUGGAUGUUGAAUGUGGAGGUGGCUUUUAUGUCAGAAGCCUGGUCAGUGACAUUGGAAAAGAACUCUCUUCCUGUGCCAACGUGCAAGAGUUGACCCGGACCAAGCAAGGACCAUUUACACUAGAGGAGCAUGCACUUCAUGAAGACAAAUGGACAAUUGAUGAAAUUGCACAGUCCUUGAAACAGUCCAUGUUGCUUGUUGCGGUGGAACCAUCCCUUAAAAAAUUAAAGACUGAGCAUUCUGAAGAAUCCAGUGUGAAUUGUGAAGAUAAGUGAUAAGUCAGGUCAAGGAAAAAGACUGAAUGAUAGAGACAUUUUAAGACUGGAGUGGGAUUGUCUUGCCUUGCUGUGUAAAUUUACCACCUUGUGCAUCGAAGAUGACAAACUGCAAGGCAGAGAAAAUGAUCUCUAUCUUUUUCUUGUGCUAAGACACAUACAGGCACACACACAGUGUCCAUUUCUUACUGCCUCACUUAUAUUCUGCAUGGCACACAGUAAAUGGAUGUGUCCUUAAUGUAAUCUCCCUAUUGUACUUUAGAAAGAUCUUGCGAGAGAUUUUUUUUUUAUACUACAUUUGCAAUAAAAAAUUUAAGUUUAAAUUUUGCUAGAUGUUCCUAGAAGGGAAAAAAAUUCCUUUUCUUUCUGGUCCUUAAAUUCAGAUACUGAAAAUGGUAACAGAAUUUCGUGCCAAUUCAAAAGAUACAAAAAUGUAGAAUGGCACUUUGAGUUCUUAAGUAAUUUCUUGAAAUAGAAAUGAUCCUAUAGGAGUCCUUACUACAUGGACUGGUCUGUCAGUGGGAUUUCACUAAGGGCCUGGUCAAUAUUGCCCUGAAUGAGUUGUGAUAUAAUAAAUGCCAUGAUGAAAAUUUCAGUUUAGUUGAACUGCUUAUACACAAAUCGGGUCUCCUACUGGCUCGUGGGCUAGUCCAAACUGGAGCAAUUGUGCAAUCCAGCCUUGGGCUCCCAGGAAACUGGGGGGGGGCACUGUUACCAGCCCCCAUGACUUCCUCCUUCCUGCCAUUGCCCUGCCCUCUCCUCCCAUUGCACCCUGGCCCCCAAGCAUGUGGCUUUAGGAUCAAUGGGGGGAGGAGGGAGCAGGGUGAUCCUGCACGAUAGCAGUAGUUGCACCACCCCACACUCCCCACGGCCACAAGAGCUACGGGGGGAGCGGAGCGCAAAAGGACAUCCCUCACCCUGGCCCACCAGGAGACCCUUGCUGGUUUGUGCUAUCGCUCCAGCUGGCACUGGCCUGUGGGUUAGGAGUUUGAGACCUCUGAUAUAAACAGUAAGGAACACAAUAUCCUCACCAACAAUCUUUCUCUCUCUACAUAGAGAUUUGCAUAUCUUCAUAUUGAUAAUAUUUCAUAAUUUCUGUCUGCAAAUAAAUUAAGAUUAUAGUCACCUCUUGUGCUCUUUUUGGGAAAGAAGGGAUUCACCUGUUGUCUCACUGUGUUGCCUCAGAUUCCUGAUCAGUUUCAGUGGCUUGGAUGAAGGGGUGAAGCCAGUUAGAAAUUGUAUUGACCAGUGAGGCCCCCAUUAGUAGUUGUGUUGAUGCUCAGCUGGGCCUGAUCUAAAGCCCAUUGAAAUCAAUAAGAGCCUUUCAGCUGAUCUGAGUUGUAUUUGGAUCUGACCCCUACUGACUUUAAGUCUAAAUGUGGUUACAAAUCAUUGGGAAAGAGCAGUCCAAUGCUGCUUUCCUUUGGGAAGAAGAGGUUGCAUAACAACAGCUUGACGAUUAGCAUUAUUGACCCUACUUAGAAAUUAGCAGAGGGUUACCAGCUCUCUUGCAGUAGUGAGUACUGGAGAUAUGCAGGUUAGUAAGGAAAUGAUCACCGAGAGAAACUCUUUCAUCCAGUUGCCUGAAGGAUGAAUGAUUGAAGACAACUGUCAGCUAAGUGGGACAGAAUGGCCUUGUUUUAGGAGUCUGCCAUUUUAAGGCCAAAGAUUACCACUAUGAUCUGCUCUUCUGGCCUGCUGUAUAACCUAGGCUAUAGAGUAUCAUCAGGUAAUUCCUGAAGUGGAGGAGAUUACUCUUCUUUUUCCAUGCGAGAGAACUCUACUGAGCCCAGUAGUUGUGGCUGGAUUAGAGUGUAUCUUUUUAUAGACAGAGAUUAAACCUUGAUUCCAAGUGAUUGGUGAAUUCACUAUUUCUCAUGGAGAGGUAGUUCCAGUAAUGGGUCUCUGAGAUGAACACUUACCUAUCUCUCCAUCUCUCUGAACC
This is a messenger RNA of Pelodiscus sinensis (Chinese soft-shelled turtle), 3009 nucleotides long. RefSeq names its product TruB pseudouridine synthase family member 1 (gene TRUB1). Gene Ontology annotation, cellular component: nucleus. The record is from RefSeq and is a predicted model, not a curated record. Gene Ontology annotation, molecular function: RNA binding; pseudouridine synthase activity. NCBI's taxonomy places the organism in Eukaryota, Metazoa, Chordata, Testudines, Trionychidae. Gene Ontology annotation, biological process: mRNA pseudouridine synthesis; tRNA modification.